Neoarthrinium moseri is the source of this 2424-nucleotide messenger RNA. RefSeq lists its product as uncharacterized. The record is from RefSeq and is a predicted model, not a curated record. Lineage: Eukaryota; Fungi; Ascomycota; Sordariomycetes; Amphisphaeriales; Apiosporaceae. The transcript has a single exon. The coding region runs from base 1 to 2424 and encodes 807 amino acids. Gene Ontology annotation, molecular function: phosphatase activity. Gene Ontology annotation, biological process: dephosphorylation.
AUGCACAAGGGCGACCUGCACCUCGCAGACCACCACGUCAUUUUUGUCAUGCCCAACACGCCCCCGGACGGUGUCCAACUGCCGCCAAAUGCUCCCAAGACCCGAGAGCUCUACAUCGCAUACCCCAUCCUCGCCCACUGCAACUUCCGCCCCGCUCCUCCGGCUUCCGGAAGGCCCUCGGCCAUUCGCAUCCGCGGCCGGGACUUCACCUUCAUCAGCUUCCACUUCACCGACGACACUAGUGCGCGCGACGCCUUCGAGCACAUCCGCAACCGGACCUGUCGCCUGGGCAGGCUGGACAAGCUGUAUGCCUUCAGCUACCAGCCACUCAAGCAGGAGAAGCCUCUGGAUGGCUGGCACCUCUACGACCCCAAGACCGAGUUCAGGAGGCAAGGCAUCAGCAACAAGUCCGUCGACAGGGGCUGGAGGAUAUCCACUAUCAACAAGGACUAUGCCUUUUCCCCCACCUAUCCGGGCUUGUUGGUCGUCCCCUCCCAGAUAUCAGACAACGUCCUCAAGCAUGCCGGCCCCUACCGCUCUCGCCAGCGCAUCCCCGUCCUGACCUACCUGCACUCGCUCAACAACUGCUCCAUCACCCGCAGCUCGCAGCCAUGCGUCGGUCUGAGAGGGAACCGCAGCGUGCAGGACGAGAGGAUCGUCAGCGCAAGCUUCUCGGCCUCGGCCACAGUCGAGUUUAACGGGCUCGAGGUGCCCACCAUUGACACGGCCGAACCGAGCCCGGCGUCGAGCCAGGCCGACAUACGGGACGCCAGCUUGGACGCCGAGUCCCUUGCCACGGCACAGUUGGAGGACGAGCUGAUAGCAGCCGGAGAGUCCCACAUCGAUGCCAAGACGGGGAAACGCCUGGUCUACGGCGCCCAGCAGAGCAACCUAAUCGUCGAUGCCCGGCCUACCAUCAACGCCGUCGUCAUGCAGGCCAUGGGCAAGGGCUCCGAGAACAUGGACUAUUACAACUUUGCCACCAAGGCCUACCUGAACAUCGACAACAUCCACGUGAUGCGGGAGUCGCUCAACACCGUGAUAGAUGCAAUCAAGGAUGGCGACAUCAGCCGUUUGCCUCCCAACCGCGAGCUGCUUCAGAAGAGCGGCUGGCUCAAGCACAUCACUGGUGUCCUAGACGGCUCCGCUCUGAUCGCGCGGCAGGUCGGCAUACGCCACUCUCAUGUGCUCAUCCACUGCUCUGAUGGCUGGGAUCGAACAAGCCAGCUGUCAGCCCUGUCCCAGCUCAUGCUUGACCCUUUCUACCGCACGAUUGAUGGCUUCAUAAUACUCAUAGAGAAAGACUGGCUGUCGUUUGGCCACAUGUUCUACCAACGUUCCGGGCCCCUGAAUCACGAGAAAUGGUUCUCCGUGGAGAAGGAUACCAUGGCUGGUACCACGCUCCAGCCGGGCGAGUCGGAGGGCAGAGCGGGUGACGCCAUUGAGAAUGCUUUUGCGAGCGCCAAGCGAUUCUUCAACAAGAAUCGCACGCCGGCGGACACUCCAGUCGCCGACUCUGACGACCUCUCAUCGCCCCCUGACGGUGAUCAGGCCAAGCCAGAAGCCAGCGAGGCUACUCGGCCCAACGAGAUUUCGCCCGUCUUCCACCAGUUCCUGGAUUCCACCUACCAACUACUCCGCCAGCACCCAACCCGCUUCGAGUUCAACGACCGCUUCCUAAGGCGCCUUCUGUACCACCUGUACUCUGCCCAAUACGGCACCUUCCUCUGGAACUCGGAAAAGGCCCGCAAAGAUGCGCGAGCCACCGAGAGAACGAGAAGCGUGUGGGACUAUUUCCUCAGCCGCAAGCCCGAAUUUCUUAACCCCGAAUAUGACAGCACCAUCGACGACCGCCAGAGUGGCCGCGAGCGCCUGCUGCUUCCCAGGCUAAGCGAGGUCCGAUGGUGGGCCAGCUGCUUCGGCCGUACCGAUGUCGAGAUGAACGAUUACCUCGAUGCCGCUGCGGCUAGGGGCGAGCGCGUUGGCGCAUACACGUCUAAUGUAUCGACCAGCCCUGCGCCACAUAACCGGAGCAGGAGUCCAGCACCCCCGGGAUCGCAGACGGGGACGCCGCCACCUAGCCUGCAAGCAUCUAGGAGCGUCUUGACAGGCGUGGAGACGGCUCACGAGGCGCUGACGCCCGAGCACGGCGAUGCGCAUGCGAGCCUGAAGAAGAGCGCCAGCGCGGAUACCCCCGGUGCCUUUGCCACGAACCUCGCCAAGCUUCGCGACGGCGUCGCGGGCAUAGAUCUCGGGAAGGGCCUCUUUGGGUCUGCCGCAGGCACCGCAUCCCCGGCGAAAGGCAGCAGCGACACCGAACUCAAGGCCGCCACGACCAGCAGCAGCACGGCGCCGCGGGAGCUGAGCGACAUGCCGACGCCCCCCGUGGAUGCCAACGGCGAGAAGGGGCUCGAGAUGAAGUAG